AGAAGAUGGAGGCUGUACCUGCAGGAGAAGAUGCCUGGGGACCUGGGAUCUUCGCUGGAGCCUGCUGGAUCCUUGCUCUGGAUUUCCAGUCUCAUUGUUCUUUAAAAGGAAGAUUACAGCUUAUUUGUUUAAUUCCUGGGCCUACUCACUGUCACCUCAGCAGGCAGAGCAAUGGGGAUUGGAUCGGAGCCUAUAUUUAUUCUUACCUGUCCCUGAAUCUAGCCAGGCCCCCUGAUGAAGUAUCUGUGAAAUGUAUGUUGGGAGCAAUGCACAGCAAUUUCAUGACGAACCCUCGCCUGGAAAUAAUUAAGAGUGUUGAAUUUGGAAAAGUCGUGCUCAAUUUCCAUUAUGGGAUGAGCCUCAGAGAGCAGGAAAACUCAUGCAGGGGCAAGGCCUUUUCAUCUCCCGUCUGCAGAUACAUUACUUUAACAUUGAGAAUUGUUCCUGGUUCAUUUGGUAGAAGACAGAAAGAUGGAGAGACAGAAGAACUCAAACCCCAUGACUUCACUCGCCUUCACUUGCCUAAAGUCAGUCACCGCUCCCGUGCUAGACCUGAUCCAGAGAAACCCUUUGCUUUGGAGGUAGAUGCUUCAUCCGUAGGAGCCGGUGCCAUUCUUACCCAGAAAAAUUCCAAGGGCAAGGCUGUAACCUGUGGUUUCUUUUCUAAGACUUUCUCGCCUGAAGAGAGGAACUACUGUAUUGGAGAUCGAGAACUCCUUGCUAUUAAGCUUGCCUUGGAAGAGUGGUGA
This is a messenger RNA of Hyla sarda, 749 nucleotides long. RefSeq lists its product as uncharacterized. Bases 6 to 749 code for a protein of 247 amino acids. The transcript has 6 exons. The record is from RefSeq and is a predicted model, not a curated record. Lineage: Eukaryota; Metazoa; Chordata; Amphibia; Anura; Hylidae.